This is a messenger RNA of Mollisia scopiformis, 1119 nucleotides long. Its product is annotated as alpha/beta-hydrolase. The transcript is spliced from 3 exons. Gene Ontology annotation, molecular function: hydrolase activity. NCBI's taxonomy places the organism in Eukaryota, Fungi, Ascomycota, Leotiomycetes, Helotiales, Mollisiaceae. Bases 97 to 1119 code for a protein of 340 amino acids. The record is from RefSeq and is a predicted model, not a curated record.
UGUAAUAUACUUCAUUUCACGACAUAUCCGCCUCUUGAGUUCGCAAGUUCAAUUGUCUCUCGGUUUGAAAUCCUCCAAUUUCAUGUUUACUACAAUAUGGUGAAAUCCAACCUCUCUAGAGAAUGGCAAGAUUUUACAGCCACGAAGCCCAAGAUCAUCGACCACGAGCAAGGUUUAACCGGCAUUCGAGAUCAGAUCAAUGUACAGGCCCUUGAAAACAUUUCGCGAUUGAAAGAGCCGUCCUUCCAAGCACUUGCCGACCACGUCGAAGCCAACGAUGAGCACAUAUCUCUGCCCGAAGUCGAUGGACACAAAUUUCGAGUUCGAAUUUAUAAGCCAAAGAGGGCAUCCGAUGAUGAGCUACCCGUUAUGUUAUACUUUCACAGUGGAUACUGGUCUACGGGCAAUGCUGACACAGAUGAGUUGGGUUGCCGUGCAAUGAUCGCUCAUGGGAACGACCUUAUUGUGGUUUCUUUCGAAUAUCGUCUGAUCCCGGAAGCUCCGUGGAAUGUGAUGCUAUCCGACGCGCAGUACGCUGUGAAAUGGCUGUAUAACAAGGCGAAAGAGUAUGGCGGAGAUGUUGGCAAAGGAUUUCUGGUUGGUGGUUCGGUCGCUGGAGCUCAUCUUGCUGCAACUUCAGUCAUCAGAGCACGAUAUUCAUAUCCAGAGAUCAACAUCACCGGACAGUGUAUCAUUGUACCGGUGGUUCUGUCUUCCGUCAGCUUGGACCAACUUCCAAGGACUUGGAAGAAUCUAGUAACUUCGCAUGAAGAGAAUUCCAACUCCCCACUGCUUACCGAGGACCAAUAUCAACGCUACCUUCUGGCACUCAAUGUCCCAGAUGACCAGUCAAAGAAGGGUGAGAACUUUCCUGCUUGGGCAGAACACCAAGGCUUGCCUUCGGCAUACUUGGCUAUGGAUGGACCAGAUCCCAUUCGUGAUGAGGGCUAUCUUUACGACAAGCUGCUGCGUGAAGCUGGAGUUCCCACCAGAAUUGAUCAUUAUGAAUUGCCGAACUGGUUUGUCCAAUUUCCUAAUUUGCCAUCAACUAGUAAGGCUGGGAUGGAGCUUGCGGCAGGGGUACGCUGGCUGCUGGAAGGUAACAAGUACGCUCUUUGA